AUGAGGAGGUUAAAGAAGCAGUGGUCCCAAGGCCUAUUAUUCCACCAGGGAGCAGUUGACUGCGCCAGAGCUGCCUUGUUGCUACCAUUAGGAAUCUCGAUAUUACACUGUCAGCCUGUACAGAAAUGCUCUCUGGUGGAGACGGCUUUCCUGCUUCUGGUGACCGUCGCCACCGUCAACAUGCUCACCACGGUGCUGAACGACUCCCCCGUAUUCCCCGACGACGACUCCGACGUCGCCAUGACCGACGCGCCGCUGCUCAUGGAUUCGCCUCAGUGUGUGCUCUUCGGCACGUUCAUGAUAUGGUUCGCAUCGAUAACGAUCAAUUUGGGACCCACGUUUUUGUCUGGUGCCCUUGCAGCGCAGGGGGAAGCGGGCCACAAAGCUCCUUCUUGCCCCCUCAUCCACGGGCCACUGAGGCACUACAUCCUGAACGCGCUCUGGAUAGCUGUGAAUUUAGUGUGCGUUUUCCUGACGCUGUUCCACUUACGGAAACUUCACAGGGACCUCACCAAAGCCAACGUGGAAGCCGUUCGGGUGGCUGGGCUAGUGACGACCCUUGUGAACGUCACCGGAGGAAGUCCGGGGCAGAUGAACGCCAAUGGCGCGCAGGCUUCCGGGGCCCUUGAAGAGCACCGAAGGAUGAGGGAAUACCUCAGGAGGAUGGAACGCGACGGAGUUCAGCGAGUUAAGAUGUUUCUUGUGAUCACGGCGGCUUACGUCCUUUUUUGGGGACCACUAUUUUUUGUCACUCUCGUCAACCACCCCAUCGUAGGCAACCCCUUGGGACACGAGAUAACCCUACACAUAUCAUACGUGCACGCCAUCGUCAACCCCACGCUGUUCCUCGUCCUCCACAGGGGCCUGCGGCGGGCCAUGCUGGACCUCUGCUGUGGCUGGAUCCCCGUAUGGCUGGGGUCGCCCAACGUGCCGCCGCCCCCGGACCCCCCCAGAUCGGACAUAUCUCUGCUGAAACCACCCCUGCCCAUACCCGCCCAUCCCGAUAGCUCUAUGGGAGACCCCGAUUUGAGUCCUUGGACCCCGGAACCCCUCAACGGCGGCAUCCCCAUCCCGCACUACUCCAGCCCGGAGCCCGGAUCGCCCCCGGAUAGCGACUAG
Molecule: messenger RNA, 1119 nt
Organism: Anoplophora glabripennis (Asian longhorned beetle)
Lineage: Eukaryota; Metazoa; Arthropoda; Insecta; Coleoptera; Cerambycidae
Exons: 6
Coding region: 1-1119 (372 amino acids)
Biological process (GO): G protein-coupled receptor signaling pathway
Cellular component (GO): membrane
Molecular function (GO): G protein-coupled receptor activity
Source: RefSeq, a predicted model, not a curated record